GCGGCGGCGCCGGGGGCGGGGCCGGCCGAGGCGGAGGCGGGGCUGGCGGUGCGCGUGUGGUGGCACGGGCGCGCGCGCGAGGCGCGCCUGCUCUACCGCACGCCGCCCGGGCGCGCCUUCGACGUGGCCGUGCUGCAGCUGGACGACGCCCACGCCCACGACGCCCACGACGCCCCGCGCGGGCUGCGCAUCGCCGCCACCCCCGCACGCAGAGGUGAGCGCGUGCUGGCCGCUGGCUUCGCGCUCUUCUCCGAGCAGGACGCGCGCGCGGGCGACGGCGCGGGCGUGAGGCCGCUGCUGGCCGCGGGCGAGAUCGCAAGAGCGCGCCCAGCGCUUCUGCAGACGACGUGCGUCGCGCAAUCGGGUGCCAGCGGCGGCGCAGUGCUGCGGCCGACUGGCGAACUGCUGGCAUUGCUCGUCUGCAACGUUCGCGACGCCCUGUCUGGCGCUCUCUAUCCUCACUUCAGCAUGGCUGCGCCAGCCGCUGCGCUGCGACCCGCCCUGCUUCGUUAUGCCGCCACAAGAGAUGUACGAGUAUUACAAGAAUUAGAGAGCUGUGAUCCGUGUGUGCAGCGCCUGUGGGAACUUCAAGUGCCUGCUGCCAGCUGCAAACUUUAGAUAUUCUUUAAAGUUAAAUUUAGAUAAACUUUAGAUGGACUUUUAAGAUAUCCUCCUAUUCUUAUUUUACUGGCAGUGUUUUGUCCAUUCAAUCUAAUUUGUUGUGAUAUUUUAAGCGUCAAUACAUUUCAAACUUCAAAGAAUAUUGUUAUCUUUAUAUUUUAUUUUUAUGACGGGGAUGGAUGCUUUUGGAUGAAAUAAAAAUAAUGUAUACACAAAAUAUUUUUUUUAAUUGUACCUAAAAUUAAUAAAUAUUUUUUUGGAUCCUG
Messenger RNA from Gryllus bimaculatus (two-spotted cricket), 887 nucleotides. Lineage: Eukaryota; Metazoa; Arthropoda; Insecta; Orthoptera; Gryllidae. The record is from the annotation of a GenBank genome assembly.